GCACCGUGGGCUCCGCCGCGAGGGCUCCCAUUUGCCUCGCCGGGCGCUGGGCACGAGGCGCAAUGGGCUGUUCUAGCAGCGCCCAAACCCAGACCCAGGACAGCAACCGGGCGGCUGCAAAACCCAGCGACACCAACGGGCUGCAGAAAUGUGAUGAAAACUUUCCAACCACAGAGGAAAAUGAAACCAUACCUGACCAGACAAAGUUAGAUCACAUGGAGGAGGUGGAUCUCACACCUGAGGAGACAAAACCUAGUGAGAAUCUUCCAGCAGAGGAGCCAGAAGUUUUGAUUCCAGCAGCAGCAGAAUGUGUUAAUUCUAACUAUAAAAGAGUGGAUCUGGAGGGCACUCGACCGCUGGCUGCAGAACGCCUGGGGAGCACUGGACCACCAGCAGAACACAUUGGGAUACCGCCACCUGCGGGACCAGCAAAGGGCACUGGGAUACCGCCACCUGUGGGACCGGCAGAGGGCACUGGGAUACCACCGCCUGCCGAACCGGCAGAGGGCACUGGGAUACUGCCGCCUGCUGAACUUGCAGAGGGAAGUGUCAGCCCUGUAACAGAAAUAGUCAGGAAAGUACAAAGUAACGAAGAGGACCAACUCAUUGAGGGUAAGACGGGAGAAAAAGAGGAAACUGAGAAGCACACUGAGCUAGUAAGUGAGGGGACUGAAACAAAAGAAGAAGAAGAAACAGGAGAAGCUGUGGAUGCUACAGCAGCAACAGAUAGAUCCUCCUGCUUUUUGUUACUAGCAGUUGAAUUCAGCAACAUAACACUAGGAUAAGUGCAAAUUCCAGAGUCAGUGCAAUCAUGUGGAGGCAAUGAAUAACGAGGAAUGAGAGUCAGGUCUAUAUGGACUUCCUCUUCUUGGUCCUGUCAGCUGCUCAAAUGAACAUUCUUUAAUCUAAUGGCUUUUGGGGGAAAAUAUGAGGAUUUUAAAAAGCUUUUAUGGACUUCGCUACAAGCAUUAACAAAUGGCACCAGAAAAAAUCUAAGUAUUUUUCCUGAAGUCAAGUUGCCAAGACUUCAACAAGUAAUUGAAAUAUAUGAACUUUUUACCUAUCUGCCACAGAGUGCCUUUUAUACGCUGUUAAUAGAGUGGAAAGAAUUGUCAUAUAAAACAGUCUAACUGCUCAAUUUUCAUUUAAGAGUUUUCCAGGUUAAAAUGAGUAACUUAAAAUCCAUCUGAGGGACACUUAUAAUUGGUACCAACUAGCAUUAUACAGGAUGCAAAAGAUACAGUACUGCAUGUUGUUUCAAUGUUAGUGCUAGGCUGAGGUCAGAAACAUAGGUCCAGUCCUGAUCCCAAACCUUACACAGGUGAAUAAUUUCAAUGAGUGCAUGGAAUACCCAUGUUUAUCAAGUUGCUCAAGUGCAUAGAUAUAUACAGGAUUAAGACCUGAGAGCACCAUUUAACAGGACCUGGCUAGAUGCAACAAUCAGUUUUUCAAGAAGAUAAAGAAUACAUAGGGUGUGACACUGUAUGAUGACAAAUGUCUUUUGAUGACUUAAAAAAAAAAAAGGUUACCGAUAGGAGAGCAGUAGCACAUACACUUGGGCCUGGUCUACACUACGCGUUUAUACCAAAUUUAGCAGCGUUAAACCGAUUUAACCCUGCA
This is a messenger RNA of Gopherus evgoodei (Goodes thornscrub tortoise), 1620 nucleotides long. RefSeq names its product glutamate rich 5 (gene ERICH5). The record is from RefSeq and is a predicted model, not a curated record. NCBI's taxonomy places the organism in Eukaryota, Metazoa, Chordata, Testudines, Testudinidae. The transcript is spliced from 5 exons. Bases 63 to 785 code for a protein of 240 amino acids.